AUGAAUAGAAAUCUCAGAGUAAAAAGAAAGAUAAUUGAUAGUUUGUUAGAGCUGUCUCUAGUGAUUCCUUUAGUGUUUCGUAAUGUUUUCUCACUUUUUCAUUCGUGGUUGAAUAAAAAUCGUAGUAUCUUUGUAGGUAACGGACACAGCAGCAAAAUGAGUGUCAUCAUUAGACUACAGAAUCUUCCUUGGUCAGCCAAUGCCCUCGACAUUAGGAAUUUCUUUCGGGGCCUCUCCAUUCCUGAGGGGGGUGUACACAUCGUAGGAGGCGAGCUUGGAGAUGCGUUCAUUGCUUUCAGCACCGACGAGGACGCACGGCAAGCGAUGAUGCUGGACGGCGGCAAGAUCAAGGAGAUCCAGGUGAAGCUGCUGCUGAGCUCGCGCUCCGAGAUGCACAAAGUGAUCGAGACGGCCCGCCAGAGCGUGCCCAUACUGACGCUCACCGCGCCCGCGCCCGCGCCCGCCCCCGCCCCCGCGCAGCUGCCCCCGCCCACGCCCCCGCAGCAGGCGCCCCUGGCCCCCCUGGCCCCGGCCACCAUCACGCCCUUCUCGGCCGCCCUGGGCGCGGUGCCGCUCUCCGGCUUCGGCAUCCCCGGGAUAGGCAACCCGCACGAGAUCCCGCAGCCGGCGGUGAUCGAGCCGCCGGCGCCGCUCGUCAGCCCCCCCGGCGGGGGCGCGCCCAACGGCGACGAGGAGCGGGACGAGGACGGCCGCGCCGAACGCAAGCCCAGCAAGGACAAGGAGCGGCGGCGCACGCGCUCGCGCUCCCGCUCGCGCGACCGUCCCGAGCGCAAGGAGCGCAAGAGGGAGCGGCGCGACCGCUCGCGCUCGCGGGAGCGCCGCCGCCGCGAGCGCAGCCGCAGCCGCGAGCGCAGGGACCGCAAGCGCGACAGGAAGGAGCGCAGCAGAGCGCCGAGCCGGCCGAGCCCCCGCCGGGGCCCUUCGCGGCGCACGGCCCGCCCGCGCCCGCCCUGGCUGCCGCCGCCGCAGGGCCCGCUGCUGCCCAACGGGCCCCCGCCCACGGCCGACACGCCCCCGGGCCGCUUCACCGACCCCGCCAUGAUGGAGGCCUUCAACAAGCUGCAGGAGCUGGGCAAGAAGCGGAACCCGAACGCGUUCCAGGGCGAGCACGCCAACGGCCCCCCGCCCCGCUUCGGCGCGCGCGGCCCGCCCCCCGCCGCCUUCCGGCGCGAGGCGCGCCCGCCGCGCUUCGACGAGCAGCAGCAGCGCGACUGCUGCGUCGCCAUCAGGAACGCGCCCAACCACACCAGCUACGGCGACGUGCGCCGCUUCUUCCCCUUCAUGAUCGACAAGCACGGCAUCAAGAUGAUCAACGACAGCACCGGCCGGCGCACGGGCAACAUCUUCGUGCGCUUCUGCGACCCGCGCUCCAAGCAGCUCGCGCUGCAGCGCAAGAGCAACGAGCUCAAGGGCGCCGUCGUCACCGUCGAGGAGCUGGACGACGAGACGUAUGAGAGCGCGGUGGACUCGUACCUGCCCUACCGCGAGGACGACGGCGACGAGGAAGCGGCCCUGGACGGCGAGCCGGAAGGGCCCGCGCCGCCGCCCUUCAACGUGCUCAAGCUCACCGACCUGCCCCACUUCGUGAAGGAGCACGACAUCAUCAAGGCGUUCAACGACUUCUCGCUGCUGUCGAUAAUGCUCAACGAGUGUCGCCUCUCGCGCUCCAAGGUGGCGUACGUGCAGUUCGCGAAGGCCGAGGACGCGAGACUCGCCCUGGAGCGCAAGGAGCUGUACGUGUUCGGCAGACGGCAGCCCACCAUCGCGCCGGUGGGGCCCGACGAGUACGAGCGGGAGAAGGCGGACAGGGAGCGCGCCGCCGAGCAGCACAAGAGGCGCCCCGAGAAGCCCGACGAGGGCGCGGCGCCCCGCGACCCGCGCCAGCGGCGGCCGCAGCCCGAGCCCGCGCCCCACCGGCCGCAGGGCGCGCCCCCGCUGCAGCCGCAGCCGCCCGCCGCGCCCUUCUUCGCCGGCGCGCCCUUCGGCCCGCAGCAGGGCUUCGGCGCGCCGUUCGCCGGCGGGCCCCAGUUCGGGGGCUUCCCCGGCGCCGCCGCCGCCGGCUGGGCCGGCCGGCCCGCCUUCCAGGGCCCCGCCGACCCGCUGCCGUCCGUCGCGCCCAACCCGCGCGUCCUCUCCACCGACCUCGAGGAGCAGCCGCUCGACUGCGUGCUCAUGAAGGGGCUGCCGCGCGAGGCCACGGACCGGACCAUAGUGACGUUCCUGUCGGACACGGGCGCCGUGCCCGCCCGCAUCCACCUCAUGCUCGACCCGAGCGGCACGCCGUCGGGCGACUGCUUCUGCGAGUUCCGCUCCGCGCAGGAGGCGAGGCAGGCGGCCUCUAAGCACGGCGGCGACCUGGACGGCUGCCGCGUCUCGGUGGACCUGGUGUCGCGCAAGGUGGUCGAGGAGGCGCUCGAGGGGCCCAAGCAGCCGGAGGGGCCGGCCAACAAGCCGCCGCCGCAGUACUACGAGCACCCGCGCGGCGGCUUCGGGGGCCCGCGCCCCUUCCGCGGCCGCGGCGGCUUCGAGCGGGGCGGCUUCGAGCGCGGCGCCUUCCGCGGCGGCUACGAGCGCGGCGCCUUCCGCGGGCGCGCGCCGUGGGCGGAGCGCGGCGCCAGGGGCGGCGACAGGGGCGCCAGGGGCUUCGAGCGCGCGCGCGCCAGGGGCUUCGGCAGGGGCCGCGGCGCCUUCGCGGAGAACGGCGCCGCCGACGACGAGCCCGACCCCGCGCUGGAGGGCUUCGGCGCGCCGGGCUGCGUCGUGUGCAUGGAGAACGUGCCCUUCCGCGCCACCGUCGAGGACAUCCUCGCCUUCUUCGGCGACUUCGAGCUGACGCAGGACGACAUCAUCCGGCGCUACAACGAGCGCGGCCAGCCCACGGGCGACGCGCGCGUCGCCUUCCGCACGCCCUUCGAGGCGCAGCGGGCCGUCAAGGCGCGCCACCUCGACGCCAUCUACGACCGCCGGAUCUCGCUCGGCCUGCUC
Molecule: messenger RNA, 3006 nt
Organism: Iphiclides podalirius (scarce swallowtail)
Lineage: Eukaryota; Metazoa; Arthropoda; Insecta; Lepidoptera; Papilionidae
Source: the annotation of a GenBank genome assembly